Messenger RNA from Scutellospora calospora, 245 nucleotides. The record is from the annotation of a GenBank genome assembly. NCBI's taxonomy places the organism in Eukaryota, Fungi, Glomeromycota, Glomeromycetes, Diversisporales, Gigasporaceae.
GCCCUCGUAUGGAAUUAUUAUUAAUUAAAAUUCAGGCUGGUUUAUGUGAUGGAGAAGUAUUGUAUCAUGAAUUUAUUCAUAAAACACCUGAAGAAAUCAAAAAGAUAAAACGUGAACGUGAACAACGAAAACAGCUAUCUGCAAUGAGAAGAAAGGAACAGGAGAAGAAUGUUGAAAGAAAAAAGGCUGAAAAGGAGGCUCACCGUCUUGCUACAAGUGGCGGAAAGAAAGGUUUGACUUUAUAA